Quercus robur (English oak) is the source of this 1025-nucleotide messenger RNA. RefSeq names its product NEDD8-conjugating enzyme Ubc12. Gene Ontology annotation, molecular function: NEDD8 transferase activity. Gene Ontology annotation, cellular component: nucleus. Lineage: Eukaryota; Viridiplantae; Streptophyta; Magnoliopsida; Fagales; Fagaceae. The transcript has 6 exons. The coding region runs from base 175 to 726 and encodes 183 amino acids. Gene Ontology annotation, biological process: protein neddylation. The record is from RefSeq and is a predicted model, not a curated record.
ACAAAACAACAACACAACACACAUCACAUACUACAAAUACAAUGUAUAUAUAAGAGAAAACCACUCUCUCAUCUUCAGAUUCCUUCUAAGCUCUCUAUCUCUCUCUUUCUUUCUCUCUCUUUUUCUGUGUCUGCGCAAAAAACUAAAAAAGGUUCAUAUUUUUCAUCAGGAAAAAUGAUUAAGCUAUUUAAAGUGAAGGAAAAGCAAAGGGAACUCGCAGAAAAUGCUAAUGGAAAGACACCCGUCAAGAAGCAAAGUGCAGGGGAAUUACGUCUUCACAAAGAUAUCAGUGAAUUGAACCUACCAAAAUCUUGUGUCAUAUCUUUUCCCAAUGGCAAGGAUGACUUGAUGAACUUUGAGGUUACCAUUCGGCCUGACGACGGAUAUUAUCUAGGUGGUACAUUUUUGUUCUCUUUUAACGUUUCUCCUAUUUACCCUCAUGAGGCACCAAAGGUCAAGUGCAAGACAAAGGUGUACCAUCCUAAUAUCGACUUGGAAGGAAAUGUCUGCCUUAACAUUCUAAGAGAAGACUGGAAACCUGUUUUAAAUAUAAACACUAUAAUUUACGGGCUAUUUCAUCUUUUCACGGAACCCAAUUAUGAAGAUCCCCUCAAUCAUGAUGCAGCUGCAGUUUUAAGAGACAACCCAAAAUUGUUUGAAUCCAAUGUCCGAAGGGCAAUGGCUGGUGGGUAUGUAGGACAAACCCUCUUCCCACGCUGCCUUUAGCGGCCACCUGUUUUUCUAAGCACCAAGUUCAUUGCUUGAAGCGUCAAGGGCUGUAAAUUUGCAUUGGACAUGAAUUCUUCAGAAUCAAGGGGCCCGUUGGAAGGUGUUUGUAUGCUGUGUAACUUAAUGACAUGUUUGAGUUAUUGGUUGGGAACAGCUGAUUUUCUUUAUUUUGAUCUGAAUCACCAGGAUAAGACAUCAGUUAUGUAUUUACUUUUUAUUUUGUAUUGGGGGAAAACAUGCUUUCACUGCCAUGCUUGGGCAAAUUAUGCUAAAAGUCAGUUUCUGUGUUCUGCACU